Molecule: messenger RNA, 1779 nt
Organism: Setaria italica (foxtail millet)
Lineage: Eukaryota; Viridiplantae; Streptophyta; Magnoliopsida; Poales; Poaceae
Product: WD repeat-containing protein DWA2
Exons: 14
Coding region: 1-1323 (440 amino acids)
Biological process (GO): protein ubiquitination
Molecular function (GO): protein binding
Source: RefSeq, a predicted model, not a curated record
AUGCCGAGCCGCCGAUGCCCGUCGCGCCACGUCCACCGCCGGCCCGUCAUCCGUUUCCUUCCUCGGGCCACGUCACCAUCCGCUUCGUCUUCCCCUCUGGCGCUACGCCUCCGCUCUCCAAACACGCCUCCACUGGAAUACGCUUUCAUCCCACCAAAGCGUGCUCCCUUUAGCGUAAAGAGUGUGGAAGGCGGCUGGCUGCCUGCGGUCUCCUCCGUCUCCGACUCCGAGCGAGCGAUCAGCCGUGGGGAGGAUCCGAAGCGCGCGAGAAUGCAGGGCGGAUCCAGCGGCAUCGUCUACGGCGGCCUCAAGUACCAGGCGCGGUGCAUCGCGGACGUUCGCGCCGACGCUGGCUCCACCACCUUCCUCGCCGGGACUCUCAGCCUCAAGGAGGAGAACGAGGUGCACCUGAUCCGGCUGUCGCCGGCGGAGAGCGAGCUGGUGUGCGACGGCCUCUUCUACCACCCCGACGAGAUCUGGGACCUCAAAUCGUGCCCCUUCGAUCACAGGGUCUUCUCCACAGUCUACACCUCUGGUGAGGGUUAUGGCGCUGCCGUCUGGAAGAUCCCAGAGCAGCAUGGGCAGUCAAACUCGCCGCAGCUUGAGCAGCUCUUCGAGCUCACUGGGCAUACGGGCAAGAUAAGACGCGUACUCUGGUGGCCACUUGGAAAGCAUGAUAAGCUAAUUAGCAUUGAUGACAGAAAUAUUUAUCUUUGGAACAUAGACACGUCAAAUAAAUCAGCAAAGAUGAUAUCACAGGGAUCGGCUGACAUGCUUCCAAAUUUACGUGGUGGAGCUUGGGACCCACACAAUCACAAUUCAAUUGCUGCAAUAUCAGAUUCAUCACUUCACUUAUGGGAUCUCCGUUCCAUGGACAAAUCAAUUGCAAUUGAACAUGCACAUAUACGGGAUGUGGAUUAUAACCCCAAGAAGCAAAACAUAAUUGCAACAGCAGAAGAUGAAUUUGGAAUUCGCUUGUGGGAUCUCAGAAUGCUGAAACAUCCUCUGAAAGAUCUCCCUGGACACUCACAUUGGACAUGGACUGUUCAGCACAAUCCUGAGUAUGAUGAGCUGCUUCUGAGUGCUGGAACAGAUUCAACUGUAAAUUUAUGGUUGGCUCAAGUUAGCAGCAAUGAUUCUGGAACUGACAGCCCUGGUUCACCCAAGAGGCAAGAAGAACCAUUACUCAAUUCAUAUACUGACUAUGAAGACAGCAUAUAUGGUAUUGCAUGGAGCUCCCACGACCCAUCAUUAUUCGCUUCUUUGUCUUACGAUGGAAGGGUUGUUUUGGAAUCAGUCAAGCCCUACUUGCCGAGAAAAUGAAGCUUGCCGGUCAUCUUCUGCAUUCAACAGCGUGCAAUUGAUAGCCAAGAAUGUUGCAGAAAUCAUCUUGGCUGAUAUCCGAUCUUCCGCCCUCUUGGGUGAUGCGAUGCCAACAGUGGUACCAAAAAAGUCCGAUGUAGCUUCGAUUGGAAAGAGGACAGCACAGUCGAGAUUAUCAGCAGUUCUUUCCUGUAUCUUCCAAGUCUUAUCCACUGUGAUUUCCUUUUCAGUUGCUAGAAAUUUGUCUGUGAAGAUCUGAUCGGAGUGGCUUUCCGUUUUCGGUUUGUAAGAAAUAUUGCUUCUUACUUGACUCUUAGGAUUUUGUAUAUUUGAAAAAGGCCCGUUAUAGGGAUGCUGCUUUAUGCACUGAAGUAGAGGCGAACUGACUUUGUAAGACCAUCGAGAUGAACAGAGCCAGCUAUUUUAUAAACCAUUCUUUUCGUGUUCAUUUUUUCA